Gastrolobium bilobum is the source of this 2972-nucleotide messenger RNA. Its product is annotated as auxin response factor 18-like. Gene Ontology annotation, molecular function: protein binding; DNA binding. Gene Ontology annotation, cellular component: nucleus. Gene Ontology annotation, biological process: regulation of DNA-templated transcription; response to hormone. NCBI's taxonomy places the organism in Eukaryota, Viridiplantae, Streptophyta, Magnoliopsida, Fabales, Fabaceae. The record is from RefSeq and is a predicted model, not a curated record. The coding region runs from base 627 to 2771 and encodes 714 amino acids. The transcript has 5 exons.
CGAUUGUUUAGUUUAUAGGCUCUGGAGAGUGUGUGUGAAAUAGAAAAUAGUUGUUUGUAUCUUUCUUUUCUUCUUCCUCUGAGAUCUGAGAGAAACCGAAAGAUAAGAGAGAAAAAAAAAAAAAAAAAUCAGCUGAGGAAGGUGAGGGUCUUGCGUGAUUGUGAAGAUAUGAUUCUGAAUCUCUUGUAGUAGCUGCUGCUGAAAAUCGGAUUGAUGAAAUUGAAAACUCAAAGAGUCUCUCAUGUUUCAGAUUCUACUUCAAAAUGAAGGCUUUAUUGUGAUUGAGUAAACCAGAAGAAAACCAAUUGAGAAAAUUCAGCAAGACCUUUUGAACGGGAAGAACGUGAUGGUGUUUGGAAACUGAAUGUGCAAUCAUACUGUUCUGUGGGGGAGUUAAAGUUUCUGUCUUUCUUUGUUGGGGUUGGAAGAUUCGAGCUUUGCAACUGUGGAAGCAAGCAAUCCAACUUUCUACGGCACAUUUUCACUAUUCUCCUGCUUUUCUCUGCGUAACAAAAAGUUGGUUGAGACCAUUCUCACUGAGAGAGCCAUCAGCACAAAAACCAAAAGCUUCUUCCACUGUUUGAUCAACUUAGCUUUGUGCUGCCACAAUAAUCCAAAUCCAACCAAUGAAGGAAGCUGAAAAGAGCUUGGAUCCGCAACUAUGGCACGCAUGCGCCGGAAGCAUGGUUCAGAUGCCUCCGGUGAACACCAAAGUCUUCUACUUUCCUCAAGGGCAUGCCGAGCACGCUCAAGCCAACGUUGAUUUUGGAGCUUCCAUGAGGAUUCCACCACUCAUUCUCUGCCGUGUGGCGACUGUGAAAUUCUUGGCUGACCCAGAAACCGAUGAAGUUUUUGCAAGGAUGAGGUUGGUUCCUCUGAGAAAUUCAGAGCUUGAUUACGAAGAUGGUGGUGCUCUUGACGGUGAUCCCUCCGAGAGUUCAGAAAAGCCUGCAUCUUUUGCCAAGACGUUAACUCAAUCCGAUGCAAACAAUGGUGGGGGGUUCUCUGUUCCAAGGUACUGCGCGGAAACCAUCUUUCCGAGGCUGGAUUACUCGGCUGAACCACCGGUUCAGACGGUGAUCGCCAAGGACGUUCACGGUGAAGUUUGGAAGUUUAGGCAUAUAUAUAGAGGCACGCCACGUCGCCACUUGCUUACAACCGGGUGGAGCAGUUUCGUGAACCAGAAGAAACUGGUUGCAGGGGAUUCUAUCGUGUUUCUGAGGGCUGAAAAUGGUGAUCUCUGUGUUGGAAUUCGUAGGGCCAAGAGGGGAAUCGUUGGAGGUUCAGAGGCACCAUCUGGGUGGAGCUCUGGUUCUGGAAGUUGUGGUCUUGGACCUUAUGGGGCUUUCUGUGUUUUCCUCAGAGAGGAGAACAAGCCCUUGAGAAAUGGUUGUGGGAACUCAAGUCCUGGUGGUGGUGGUGGUGGUGGUGGUGGUGGCAAUUUGAGUGGAAGAACAAAAGUGACUCAUGAAUCUGUUAGGGAAGCUAUGACACUUGCUGCUAGCAAUCAACCGUUUGAAGUUGUUUAUUACCCGAGAGCAAGCACACCUGAGUUUUGCAUUAAGACUUCAGCUGUGAGGGCUGCUAUGAGGAUUCAAUGGGGCUCUGGGAUGAGGUUUAAGAUGCCCUUUGAAACUGAGGAUUCUUCCAGGAUAAGCUGGUUCAUGGGGACCAUAUCUUCUGUUCAAGUUGUUGAUCCUAUCCGUUGGCCUAAUUCCCCUUGGCGACUUCUUCAGGUUACUUGGGAUGAGCCAGAUUUGCUAAACAAUGUGAAGCGUGUAAGCCCAUGGUUGGUUGAGUUGGUAUCAAACAUGCCAGUCAUCCAUCUCACACCCUUCUCUCCACCAAGGAAGAAGCUUCGGUUUCCUCAACACCCAGAUUUUCCACUUGAUGUUCAAUUUCCAAUACCAACGUUUUCAGGCAACCCCCUUGGGCCUAACAGCCCCUUGUGUUGUGUAUCUGAUAAUGCUCCUGCAGGCAUACAGGGAGCCAGGCAUGCUCAAUUCGGAAUAUCAUUUUCAGAUCUCCAUCUUAACAAUAAACUGCAGUUGGGUGUGCUUCCAGCUAACAUCCAUAAGCUUGAUUUGAAUACUGGGAUUUCUAAUGGCAACAUAACCAACCAUGAUAAGAGCAAAGAAAGCUUAUCAUGCUUGCUGACCAUGGGAAAUUCUCACAAGAGUUUGGAGAAAUCUGAUAAUGUGAAGAGACACCAAUUUUUGCUUUUUGGUCAACCAAUACUCACUGAGCAACAAAUUUCUAGAAGAGCUUCCAGUGAUGUAUUGUCUCAGAAUUGUACCGGGAAAAAUUCACCAGAUGAGAAUAAGGACAAAGAAAAGUGGUUUUUUAGUGACUCCCAAUCUUCACCUCCACAGCAGUUUUCACCAGGAAAGUCCUCUACCACUGAGUUUUCUUGGCAGCUUGGAUUGGAAACCGGUCAUUGCAAGGUUUUCAUGGAGUCAGAAGAUGUAGGAAGGACCCUAGACCUGUCACGUCUUGGUUCUUAUGAAGAACUUUACAGGAGACUGGCCAACAUGUUUGGAAUAGAAAGGUCUGACAUGUUGAGUCAUGUACUCUACCGUGAUGCAACAGGUGCUGUUAAACAAACUGGAGAAGAACCCUUUAGUGACUUCAUGAAGACAGCAAAAAGAUUGACAAUUCUGACGGCUUCAGGCGGCAAAGAUACAAGAAGGGUGUGGAUUACAGGAAGUCGAAAUGCUGAACAUGGAUUAGAUGCAUCAAAUAAGACAGGUGUUCUGAGCAUAUUUGCUUAAUAUGGCGUGGCAUCUGAUAUUGUUUAAAGAUCCGAGACUUUGAAGGACGUAGUUAUCUAUCACUCUUACUUGUUAGAGAGAUGCUGAAUGUGAACUAAACUUUUAAUCAAGAUUGGUGUCUUUGUUUUUUUCCAAGUGUAGAAAAUAAUGAUUAUUGUGUAUCAUAGACGAUUGUUGUUCUAAUAUUAACCAAGAUUUGGU